AAGCUUUAUGGUGAAGGCUCUCUUGAGUAUUUUCAUGUUCGAGACAAACUUUUUUCUCUAUUUGAUGAGUGUAUGAGCAAAUCUGUUGUCACCUCUUCUUCUCAAGCAUCGACUGUUCCUCGUGGUGGUCUAGUUGCUUGUGAUCCACUACAUGUGUUAGAGUUGAAG
Molecule: messenger RNA, 168 nt
Organism: Ilex paraguariensis (yerba mate)
Lineage: Eukaryota; Viridiplantae; Streptophyta; Magnoliopsida; Aquifoliales; Aquifoliaceae
Source: the annotation of a GenBank genome assembly